Molecule: messenger RNA, 1119 nt
Organism: Vanrija pseudolonga
Lineage: Eukaryota; Fungi; Basidiomycota; Tremellomycetes; Trichosporonales; Trichosporonaceae
Gene: ESCO2
Product: N-acetyltransferase ESCO2
Exons: 3
Coding region: 1-1119 (372 amino acids)
Biological process (GO): mitotic sister chromatid cohesion
Cellular component (GO): chromatin; nucleus
Molecular function (GO): protein-lysine-acetyltransferase activity
Source: RefSeq, a predicted model, not a curated record
AUGGAGACGAGGCCCCCGCGCAGGACGUACGGGAAGCGCAACACCGCGCCGGCCGCGCCGUCGUCGUUCGACUCGCCACCCAAGGCAGGCCCGGGGCCAUCCAGCCUCCUUCCUCGCACGCCGCCGCCGUCGUCGCCCCUCGGCGCGCGUGCAUCCAGCUCGAGGAAACGCGUCCGCGAUUCAUCACCAUCACCAAAUACCCUCUCCAUGCCCCCAUCACCACCUCCAUCCAGCCCGACGCGCACGGCGCCCCUCGCGCGCUUAGACACGAAUCGGCAGUCGACCCUCCUCGGCUUCUUUGGGCCAGUGCCCAAGAAGCGCCGUGAUGCAGCUUCCGCAGCAGCUCCGAGUGCACCCGCGCCGACCAAGCUCACGCAGCUCCACUUCGCCGCAGGCCUGCGCACAUGCACCGACUGCGCCAUGUCGUACGUGCGCGGCGGCGACGACGAGGCGGUGCACGCGCGGCACCACGCGCGCGUGACGGCCGGCAUCCCCUGGGACGGGCGCGGCCGAUCCAAGGUCGUGCGGGACCGCGUCGCGUUUGCAGGCGGGACACUGCGCGUGAUCGAGGUCGACGCGUCGGUUGCCGGCGUGCGCGUCGACGACAUCCUCGCAACGGUCGACACGGUGCUCUCUGCCCCAGCACUGCCCCCAGCCAUCCGCGAGCGCUGUAAGCUGUUCCUUGCCGUCACGGCGUCUCCCGCACCAGUCAAGCAGGGCGCCAAACGAGCCCGCCCAAUAGCCCCGCCGGGGAAGAACCGUGAGCGCGUCGUCGGCGUGGUCGUCGCCCAGCCGAUCAAGUGGGCGAUGCGCGUCCUUCGAGAUGGCGAGGAAGGCGAAGGUGUUGUCGACAGUGGUGGUGGAGUCAUGUGCGAUCCUCAACGACUACCGACCCCACUCGGUAUCCACCGCCUGUUCACCGUCCCCGCCUUCCGUGGUCACGGUCUCGCCCAGCUCCUCCUCGACGCCGCCGCCGCCAACACCGUUUACGGGUGUACCUUUGACCCACGAGCCGGCGAGGUCGCCUUCUCCCAACCGACAGAGAGCGGCCGCAAGACGAUGGGCAAGUGGGGUGGCGGAGCCGUCCGCGUCUUUGUCGACGACGAGAGCCAACUUUGA